CCUUGCCUUUCCCGUUACCAGAUCUGUGCUGCUGCAGCAUGUAUCAUACUGCUGCAAGCCUAAAAUGGCAGGCAGGAUUAAUGUUGCUUGUGCUGUGUGCAUGCUGCGGAUACAGAAUUCAUUAUACCAUGCCUAGUAUUUCUAAUGGGAGUAUAUAAAUGGUCUGUGUGCCAUAUCAUGCAGUAGUGAAGACUUGGGCUUCCUGAUGGGCAAAGCUAUUUAAGCAGCCACCUUUAGAAUUCAAUUUCAUUUUCAGCGUAGUGAGUUGCUAGUCUAGUGUCGCAUUUUGUAAUUAGCAUUAGCUUUAUUUUUAAUUUUAAAAAACAUUUUUAAAAAGUGAACUCUGCUUCCAGAUGGUGUCACUCUCAUUCUCUUGCCUUUACUGCGAUUUGAAUAAUGUAUGUUGUAUUGUUAAUUAAUAGCAAUAUCGAAUUAAACCCCUUGAAACGAACAUAUUUAUUAUGCAGGCACGUCCAAUCUAUUUUUAACUCUUACGCAGUCUGUGUCUGUUGUGCAAUGGGGUUUGGUUGCUGAGUUUUUUUCUUUUCAGCAGGGAUAGCACUAGGCUGAUUUUCAGCAAAUGUGACAAGUGGCCUUUGCUGUGGUCAGCUUCAAGCUUUGAACCCUCGGUAGGGAAAAAGAGGGGGCGGAAACCCUUGUGCUGCAGCUUAUUUUAAAAACUCACCUUGGAUGAGGACAUCUUUUUGCCCCCUCCCCCACUCCUGUUCUUCCCAUUGAUAAGUUCAGCUAUCUUGAUCGCAGUCCAUUCAAGCAAGCUGCUUUGAGACCAGCUUUUUUUCCCCUUUCCCUCUUUUUCUUUUUUUUUUAAUUUGAGAAGACCAAGAUUUCACUGUCUCUCCAUCGCUUUAUAUAAAAAUGGCUGGGUGCACUGCCAUGCUAAGACUUCAUUAAGACAUAUACACAGUUCGUGUGGUUCCCUAUCAAUGAGGUUCACAACUUCAAAGCGGUUCCUGAUGUUCGCCUUGAGAAUGAUGACCAUCAUGUCUUACUUAAAGGAUCUCAAAGAUGACUUCCAUAGUGACACUGUCCUCUCCAUCUUAAAUGAACAGCGCAACCGGGGUGUUUUAUGUGAUGUCACUAUAAUUGUGGAAGACACCAAGUUUAAAGCCCAUAGCAAUGUCCUGGCUGCUUCAAGCCUUUAUUUCAAAAAUAUAUUUUGGAGUCGUACUGUUUGUAUUUCUGGGCAUGUACUGGAACUAGAUGACCUCAAGGCUGAAGUGUUCACAGAAAUACUUAAUUACAUCUACAGUUCCACAGUAGUCGUUAAAAGACAGGAGACUGUUUCAGACCUUGCUGCUGCAGGGAAAAAACUGGGAAUAUCAUUUCUAGAAGAUCUUACAGAAAAGAACCUUCCAAAUUCUCCUUGUCCAUACUCCUUUUGUAAUACCGAAAAGGGUGAAGUGAAAGAAGAAAAACGACAAGAAGACUCCGCCAUCACAAAUGGACCAAGAAUCACAAAUGCAUACUCAAUUUUUGAAACUGAAAAUAGUAAUAAUUUGUUUUCUCCUCUUGACCUUAGAGCAAGUUUCAAAAAGAUACCUGAAACAACUAAAGCAGCUAAUGUUGGCCAGGAUAGGAAUGGUGCUUGCAAAGACAUUGAGUCAGCCAGUACAUUAGCUGAACAUUCCUAUGCUGUUUCUACAGGUUGCGAUGCCUUUCAGCGAAACUCCUUUCACCACCAUGACAGUAAUCCCUUUUGCAAAAUGGGUGAGGAUGGUUCCGAUGCUGUCCACUCAAUGCCUCUAGUCGAAUCAGUAACACAAGUGUAUAGUACACCAAAGACUGGUUUCAGCUCCCAGAUCACUGAUAUACCUGCAGCAAAGGUAUCAACUCACAAGGAAGCAAGUGUGGAGAGCCACCAUAAAACACUAAAUGAUCAUACAAUUUCUUUUAAAAAACCUCGUGCAAAUACUGGCGAUUUUCUCCCUUCUAAGGAAGAUGAAAAUAAAUCUGAUCACAGUUCUGGAUCCAUUGUCACAGUCAUUCCACGUGUUUAUAACUGUAACUGUUGUACUGAAUCAUUUAAUGAUGGAGCCCAAUUCAGCACUCACCUUCAGCUUCACUCACAGCCCCAAGAACCGUUAGUAUGCAAAUAUUGUAGCAAACAGUUUGAUAGUGCUGCUGAAUCAGAGACACAUGAACAAGUAUGUAGGGGACCCACCAAUUUGUGUGUUCAAAGUGAAAAUGAGCAGAGUUUUUUAGACGAUCUUUCAAUUUCUAACAGAAAGACUGGCACCUCAUAUAUAAACCCUGAGCCUGCAAUGACUGAAAAUAAUCUUACUGAUUAUCCUGUCACAAACUGCACAGAAACAGACCACUUCGUUAAAGUUGUUGAUGGACAGAUACUUUAUACGUGCAAUGUUUGCAAACGUUCCUAUGUUACCUUGUCUAGCCUUCGAAGACAUUCAAACGUUCAUUCAUGGAGAAGAACCUACCCUUGCCAUUAUUGCAAUAAAGUGUUUGCAUUAGCAGAAUAUCGUACCAGACAUGAAAUCUGGCACACAGGAGAAAGGCGGUACCAGUGCAUCUUCUGCCUUGAAACCUUCAUGACAUAUUACAUACUCAAAAACCAUCAGAAAUCCUUCCAUGGAAUUGACCACCGUCUUGGAGUAAAUAAGAAAACUGCUAAUGGAGGCUUGAAACCAAGUGUGUAUCCUUAUAAACUGUAUAGACUUUUGCCUAUGAAAUGCAGAAGGCCACCAUAUAAAAGCUAUGGAAAUUCAUCAUAUGAAAGCAUACAAACAAGCCUCCAAGUUAAUGAAGGCCCUCCUAGUACCUGCAUUAUUCAGAAUACUGUUACUUCUGAACUACCAUCACUGAAUUUUCCAAACAAUAUGCUGUCAGACACAACUAUUUCUUUGGAUAGAUCUUCAUGUAAUGAUGGAACAGCAGAAGUAGCAGCAGCAGCUGUGAAUCCUCCACUAACUUCUUCCUGGGAAGUUGGUGCCUCAGAAUCAGGCCUUAAAAACACAAUUGAACCACCAUUGUCCUCCACUGAACUUAGUUCUCUUCCUCAGGAAUAUGAUUCCUCUGUUCUAACACUGAGUAGUAAUAAUGCCACUGAAAAUGCAACCUCUGUUAUUAACUAUAAUAAUCCAACAUCCUCUGUGAUAAUGCAUAGUGGCAGAGUUUCUUCUGUAAUAAUGCACAGCAAUGCUGCCAAUGCAAUAGGAAGCAGUAAUAUAGGAACCUCAGAUGUUACAACCAGCCAGUUAACAAGUGACAACCACAUACAUGGAUCAGCUGACAGCAAAAACAGUGCUAGAACAAGAAGUAAUAAGGAAAAGAAGAAAGUACCACACUAUGACAGAGAAGAGACAUCAGAGGAAAUAAAAUAUAUGGCAAGUUCAGGAACGUCUUCUGAUGCACCUACUGAUAUUUUUGAACCUUCAGGUAAGACCGAAACUUACAUUGCAAAACCUGCAUUACCAGGAACAUCUACUGAUAGCAACGUUGCCCCUCUUUGUCAAAUAACAGUAAAAAUUGGGAAUGAAGCCAUUGUGAAAAGACAUAUUUUGGGAUCCAAACUGUUUUACAAAAAAGGCAGAAGAUCUAAACAUGAAUCCAAAGAAGACCAUACAGUACAGGUUGCAGAACGAGAAAAGAGAGAGAGAAACAUGUCGCGAGUUUGUAGAUCAGACUAUAUUGAGCUCAAUGAAAUGUGUGAUGAUGUGAGUGACCAUGACGCCAAUGAUAAACCAUGGCGACCAUAUUACAAUUACAAGCCAAAAAAGAAAUCUAAACAACUAAGAAAAAUGAGAAAGGCAAAAUGGAGAGAGAAGUACAGGAGCAAAAAUUCCAGCAAAGAAAGUGGAAAGAUGCAUGUCACAAAUUAUGCACUUAGGAACAUUCCCGAGGAGAAGGUCCUUGAUCAAGAAGAUGAUGGGGAAAUGCCAAAUCUUCAUUGUGAGCUCUGUGACAGACAGAACUCUUCUACUGAAGAAGCUCAGGAGCAUAUACACUGGGACAGAACUAUGUCUGAGUCUUAUAUUUGUGAGUUGUGUCAAAAGCAGUUCCAGAGCCCAUCUACUCUAAGGAUGCAUAUGAGAUGUCAUACAGGGGGUAAGCCCAACCCUUGCAAAACCUGCGGGAAGAACUUUUCACUAUUGGGAAAUCUACAGAAACAUGAGUGCACCCAACUGGAUGUCAAGGAUUUUGUCUGUCAGUAUUGUAACAAGGCAUUUACUCUAAACGAAACACUCAAAAUACAUGAGAGAAUUCAUACAGGAGAAAAGCGUUACCACUGUCAAUUUUGCUUCCAGAGUUUCUUAUAUCUUUCUACCAAAAGGAAUCAUGAACAAAGACAUAAACGUGAACAGAGUGGGAAAGGAUAUGCAUGUGUCCAGUGCUCCAAAGUCUGCAAGACAGCAGCUGCUCUUGGAAUGCAUCAGAAGAAGCAUUUAUUCAAAACUCCCAAACAAGAAGAUAGAAAAGAUGAUUUGUUUAAUGAAAGCACUAAGCCUUUCGUAAGUCAGCAUUUCAUUGAGUCAGAUGGACAGGAAGCAACCAAACCUUUGUUAACUCGACAUUUCAUUGACACAGAUGGUCAUGAGGCAAGUCAUAUUCAGAAUGCCACAGCACAGGAUGGACUCUGAAUAAGAAAAACACUCAAAAGAAAAAGAAAAUUGCAGACUUAUGAAAGUUUUAAAACUGGAGGUAUUGUUUUUAACAUAUAAAUAUAUUUCAUAUAUUGUAUGAAAAAUGUGCCAUUAAAAAUGGGAAUUGUAGAAUUUCUCAUAUAGUACAAAGGCUUCAUAGAAGUCCUACUAGACAUUUAGGUCCCACAGAAGAGUCUAUACUUAAACAGAGGCAAACAAGAAUAUGUCUGAGACCUUUUAAUGGUAGAUUAUAAAUAAUUUUUGAACUGGAUCAUCGAUUAGUAUAAUAAGAGUCUGAACCAUUCUGGUCAAAAUGAAAACAUUGGUUCAAGGUAUAAGAAUAUAAUGAUACUAAAGAAGUGAUGUUAGAGAUAAAAAAGACCACAGCCUGUGUUUCUAAUCAGAAUGUAAUGUUAAUUUGUUCAAUAUUCAGCACUGUAAUUUGAACGUUUAAUUUAGCAAUAGUCUGGUAUGUACAGCAACUGGUGAAGAUUCUAAAAUUUAUUUGGGGGAGGGGGAAUACAUCCAGCUAUUCUAAAGUCUGAACCCGCUGUUAGCAAAGAGUCUUGUGAAGACUGAUGACUAUAAUAAAUGUUCAUGUUAAGAGUC
Hemicordylus capensis (graceful crag lizard) is the source of this 5228-nucleotide messenger RNA. RefSeq names its product zinc finger and BTB domain containing 38 (gene ZBTB38). NCBI's taxonomy places the organism in Eukaryota, Metazoa, Chordata, Lepidosauria, Squamata, Cordylidae. The transcript has 3 exons. The coding region runs from base 945 to 4616 and encodes 1223 amino acids. Gene Ontology annotation, molecular function: protein binding. Gene Ontology annotation, biological process: regulation of cytokine production; negative regulation of transcription by RNA polymerase II; regulation of immune system process. The record is from RefSeq and is a predicted model, not a curated record.